CUUUUACGUGCAAAACAAAAUAAGUAUGCACGUGUAAUAAUUAUUAGCAACAUAAUAUUUAAAAUUCCGCAAAAAUGCGUAUCGAAACUUGUUACUUUUGUUCGUCUAGGAUAUAUCCUGGUCAUGGAAUACAAUUCGUUAGGAAUGAUUGCAAGAUCUUCAAAUUUUGCCGUUCAAAGUGCCAUGCGGCGUUUAAAAAGAAAAAGAAUCCGCGCAAAGUUAAAUGGACGAAAGCCUACAGAAAAACCGUGGGUAAAGAAUUGGCUAUUGAUCCGGCGUUUGAAUUCGAAAAGAGAAGACACAUACCGAUUAAAUACAACAGGGAAACCUGGGCUAAAGCGGUGGAAGCCAUGAAGAAAGUAGAGAAAAUAAAGCAAAAGAGACAAGGCGCGUAUAUAUUGCAGAGGUUAAGGAAAGGCAGAGAAAUCGAGCAAGAACGGGACAUCAAAGAAGUCCAGAGAGACAUUUCCCUUAUUCGCUCACCUGCAGCCGGACUUAAACAGAGGAAACAGGAAGAGGCUAUGGCCGAAGAUGCGAAAAGCAGCGACGAAGAAAUGGAAGGAAUUGUUGAAGACGGAGGUGAAGUUACUCUUUGAGAAAAUAAUGUUUGAUUUAAUUAAUAAUUGUAUUUACGAACAUUACAAAAAAUAUAUAUCAGUUUAUCGAAGAG
Messenger RNA from Phyllotreta striolata, 670 nucleotides. The record is from the annotation of a GenBank genome assembly. Lineage: Eukaryota; Metazoa; Arthropoda; Insecta; Coleoptera; Chrysomelidae.